AUGGCUGGAUCACCUUUUGCACCAAGCUCUUCAUCAGCAAUCCCGGAUUGCGCUGAACUGGCUAGGCUCUUGCCUGACUAUGCUUUGGAUGGAACCAUUGGCACUGGCGCGACUAGUGUAGUCAAGAAAGCGAGACAUGUGAGGACUGGACAACUAGUAGCCAUUAAGAUCAUCUCCAUAAGGGAUAAACUGUCUGAAUAUCUAGUCAAAAAAGAGAUUAGAUUACUGAAUAUGCUUGACAGUCCUCGAGUAAUUCGACUGUAUGAUGUUUUAUACACCGAGGAUUAUGCAUGUCUCGUGCUUGAGUAUGCACCAAAUGGGGAUUUCUUAACUUAUCUCACUUCAAGGAACUUGAUGUCAGAGGCCGAAGCAAGGCCAUAUUUCCUUCAGCUGAUAUCAGGGGUGGAGUACCUGCAUCAGAAGAUGGUUGCACACCGUGACUUGAAACUUGAAAAUCUACUCAUUGAUGGAAAUUUCAAUCUGAAGAUAUCGGAUUUUGGUCUAAGUGCUAUCAUGAACAAUAGCUAUUUGCUGAGACAAAACUGUGGAAGCCUACAAUACGCUGCACCUGAGACAUUAUGUGCAGGACUUUUCUUAGAUAAGUUAAGAAUAAUGGAGUUAUUAACAGAAUUUAUACCUGCUUUUCUUAUUUCGAAUGAACCAUACUAUGGUACACAAGUUGAUGCCUGGAGUUGCGGCAUCAUCUUAUAUGCUAUCGUCUGUGGUUCAUUCCCAUUUAAGGAUCUGGAUCGUGAUGGCCUUAACAAAAAAAUUAUGAGUGGACAGAUUGAAUUUCCUGACAUGUACUUAUCAGCUGAAUUCCGUGACCUGGUUACUGGGAUGCUCACUGUUUGUCCUCUGAAUCGAAUGACUAUCUUUGAGAUUCGUCAGCACCCCUGGCUUCUUGCCUAG
Molecule: messenger RNA, 912 nt
Organism: Chenopodium quinoa (quinoa)
Lineage: Eukaryota; Viridiplantae; Streptophyta; Magnoliopsida; Caryophyllales; Amaranthaceae
Product: SNF1-related protein kinase catalytic subunit alpha KIN10-like
Exons: 6
Coding region: 1-912 (303 amino acids)
Biological process (GO): intracellular signal transduction; protein phosphorylation
Cellular component (GO): cytoplasm
Molecular function (GO): ATP binding; protein serine/threonine kinase activity
Source: RefSeq, a predicted model, not a curated record